AUGCUGCGUCGACCGCUACAAAUGCGGAAGCGUAAGCCAGUGCCCAUUAAGUUAAUAAACCCAAAGUUUGAGGAGAACUUCGUGAAGGGAAGAGAUUAUGAUCCAGAUCGUGAACGAGCUGAGAGGAGAAAGUUGAAGAAAAUCCUACAAAAGGAAGCUAAAGGUGCAGCUCGUGAACUGCGGAAAGAUAAUUAUUUCUUGUUUGGGGUGAAAGAAAAGGAUAAGGCAAAAUUUGAAGAAGAAAGAACUGAGAAGUAUGGGAAAGCAAGAGCUUUUCUCCAAGAACAAGAGCAUGCAUUCAAGUCUGGGCAAUUGGGAAGAAGCAGGAAGAGGAGGAGAUGA
Messenger RNA from Ilex paraguariensis (yerba mate), 342 nucleotides. NCBI's taxonomy places the organism in Eukaryota, Viridiplantae, Streptophyta, Magnoliopsida, Aquifoliales, Aquifoliaceae. The record is from the annotation of a GenBank genome assembly.